AUGUUUGUACGUGUAGCAUCUUUUUCAACAAAAACAAAACAACAUAAAUUAGAACGAUUACGACCACCAUCACCAUGGACAAAUGAUCUUGCUGAUGAAGGAGUUGCUAUUUUUAUUUGUGCUGGUACAAUCGAUUUAACACAUGAGGAUAAUGUUGAUAUUUCAUAUAAAAAAAAUCUUUUACAAUUUAUUUAUCAAUGUCAGGUUGAAGGUCGUUUACCAAAAAAAUUAACAGAAAAAUCUAUUGUACAAUUGCAUAUAACUACUGAACAAAUUAAACUUAUUAAUACUCAUCAAAAAUCAAUUUUAUCUAUUCCAUCACAUCAUAUAAUUGCUUGUUAUUAUGUUGAAUAUGAAACAGAUCAUAUUGUUACAAUGAAAUAUGUUUCAACAAAAGAUAAAUUAUCUACUAUUGAAUUAAUUAUUUUUCUAUUAAAUGAUCGAUAUGAAGCUGAUGAAUUAUGUUCAUCAAUGGAUUUUUGUUUUCGUGCAAUCUAUAUAGCUAAUGAACAAAAUUCUGAUUUAAGUAAAAAAUUAUCAUUACUUACUUUAUCACUUUCAUCAACUAGACAAUUACGUAAUUCAUUUAUUUCAACAACAUCUUCAACACCAUCAACAAUUCGUUCAUCAUCAUUAGCAUCAACUUCUUCACCAUGUGUUAUUUCACUGGAUACAUCAACUAUUAUUAACGAAGAUUCACUAACUCCACGUCGAAGACAUCGACGGUCACACCAUCGACAUGAUGAUCAAUCACCAAAUAGAUCUUCAAUUAAAUCAACAUCACAAAUUAUUCAUAAUUAUCUUCUUAAUUUACAACUUGAAUUAAAACCUGAUGAAUUAGCUGAAUUUGGAAAAUUAUUAACUGAAUGGCAAUCAAAUCAAUUAAAUAUAAAACAAUUUGUUAAACGAACAGCACGUUUAUAUGGGAAAUCUCGAAGAAAUUUACUUGAUGGUUUACAUGAUUUUGUACCAGUCGAUGAACAAACAUGGUUUCUCGAAUAUUUAAAUAAACUCAAAUCGACUUCAUCAGCAUUAAUGAGCAGUAAUGCAUCAUUACAAGAUGUUGACACUUUCUAA
Messenger RNA from Rotaria sordida, 1077 nucleotides. The record is from the annotation of a GenBank genome assembly. NCBI's taxonomy places the organism in Eukaryota, Metazoa, Rotifera, Eurotatoria, Philodinida, Philodinidae.